Messenger RNA from Chrysoperla carnea, 2340 nucleotides. Its product is annotated as ATPase family protein 2 homolog. NCBI's taxonomy places the organism in Eukaryota, Metazoa, Arthropoda, Insecta, Neuroptera, Chrysopidae. Gene Ontology annotation, molecular function: ATP binding; ATP hydrolysis activity. The coding region runs from base 80 to 2323 and encodes 747 amino acids. Gene Ontology annotation, cellular component: cytoplasm. The record is from RefSeq and is a predicted model, not a curated record. The transcript is spliced from 3 exons.
UCCUGUAUGGUCGAAUUUAAUAAAUGUGCUCAAGAAUCUAGGUUAUAUUUACGAAUUACAUGCAAAUAUAUAAAUUGUUAUGAGUUCAAAAUCUAAUAAAACUCCACAAACAGUAUGGAGUUGUUGUAACAAUUGUAAUGCCUACAUUUUAACAAAAGAAAAAGAUAAUCAUGUAGGCCAAUGUCCAGUACCACAAAGUAAUUGGAACCAAUCUUUUAUUUUGAAUGAGAAACUAUUUAGUUUUGUUGAAAUAAAAUCUAAAGACGCAAUUCAAGGUUUACCGUCACAAGAUAUACAUAAUUUUAUAUUUUUAAGUCAAUCAGCAAUUCAGUUGUGUAAUUUUAAAAUUGGUGAUCCAGUGGUUGUUAUUGUUGAAAAUCAAACGCCUAUUGUUCGUACUUUAUGGCCAACAAUUGAAAAAACAUCAGCAUCUGUAAUGCUCACUGAAAAUGCAAUUCAAGCUGCAUGGGAAAAAUUACUCACAAAACAUGUCCGAAUUGAAGCACUUCCACAAAAAAUACUUAAAGCUAAGCUAAUUACAAUUACAACUAAAAAGAAUUUAAAAAACUUGGAUAUUCAUGCAGAUCUUUGUAAAAGACUUCAAAGAAUGCACAUAAAUAAAAUUUUGUGUAAUGGAAAUCGACUUUCCGUUUUAUAUUAUGGAAAAAUUAUCGACAUUCAAAAUCAAUCUCAAUUAUUUCAAGUAGUUGAAAACACUAAAUUCAUUAUUAGUAACUUUUCUGUUAGCAAAAAUGUAAAACCUAAAAGUUCUAUAACUCUUGGAGGCUUAUCAAAAAUAGAACAAAAGGUUCUUUUAUUUAUUGAUACAUAUUUUAGUAAAAAGUUCAAUAAAUCGUCCAUAGUCAAAUCAGUUUUAUUAUACGGUUAUUCGGGCACUGGUAAAACGUCUCUUGCAAAUUUGAUUGCAAAUAAAUCUGAAAUUAAGUACAAUACAAACAUUUAUUUAAUUUCUUGUUUUUCAAUAUGUUCGCAAACUCAAGACGAUUCAGAUGAUAAACUUAAUAACUUAUUUAAGGAAGCAAUUGAUAAUUCUCCUAGUGUUGUUAUUUUAGAUGAUUUAAAUAUUCUUUGUCCCGUGAAAAGCAGUAAACCGAGUGAAAAAGAAAAACGCGUAACUGCAUCGGUUAUUAAAUUUUUAGAUAGUAUUAUCGAAAAUGAAUUUGAUAUUUUUGUAAUUGCUACAAGUAAUAAUAUCGAUGCAAUCGAUUCAAGUUUACGUAGAUUUGGACGUAUCGAUUUUGAAAUCGAAAUACCUGUACCAAAUGAAUUGGCUAGAAAAGAAAUUCUUACAAAUUUAUUAAAAAAUUUUACAAAUCUGGAAAUUGACGAAUUAGUUUCUAUAACACCAGGAUAUGUAGGUUCAGAUUUAAUGUUAGUUUAUGCAACAGCUACAAACUAUGCACUUUUUAACGCGCGAACGGUCCCAAGCCUACAAGAUUUCAUAUUGGCUCUUAAAGAAGUGAAACCAAGUGCUAUGAGAGAAGUUCAAAUUGAGUCACCUAAUGUGAAUUGGUCAGAUAUUGGAGGACAGAAUGAUUUAAAAUUAAAAUUGAAACAAGCUAUUGAAUGGCCUAUAAUUCAUCCAGAAUCAUUUACGAGAAUGGGUAUUCGACCACCACGUGGAUUAUUAAUGUAUGGACCACCGGGUUGUUCAAAAACUAUGAUUGCAAAAGCAAUAGCAUCAGAGACUAAAUUAAAUUUUUUAUCUAUUAAGGGUCCUGAAUUAUUUAAUAAGUAUGUUGGUGAAUCAGAGAGAGCUGUACGAGAUUUAUUCAGAAGAGCACGGCAAGCGGCUCCGUCAAUUAUAUUUUUUGAUGAAAUUGAUGCUAUCGGUGGAGAACGUUCAACCAGCGGUGGAAAUAGUGGUAGUGUGCAAGAGCGUGUUUUAGCACAGUUAUUAACUGAAUUAGAUGGCGUAACAGCAUUGGGGGCAGUAACAGUGGUAGCAGCAACAAAUCGACCGGAUCGAAUUGAUAAAGCCUUGCUACGACCAGGAAGAUUAGAUCGAAUUGUUUAUGUUCCGUUACCUGAUGCUCAAACACGAUUAGCUAUUGUUACAAUUAAAACUGCAAAAAUGCCUGUUGAAGAACUUGACUUUCAAUAUCUAGUCGAUAAAACUGAAGGAUAUUCGGGAGCUGAAGUUCAAGCAGUAUGUAAUGAAGCUGCUAUGAAAGCUUUAGAAGAAGAUAUUUUGUCGAAUAAAAUUGAAAUGCGGCAUUUUGAACAUGCGUUAAAUUUAAUUAAACCAAGAACAUCUAAAUCUUUAAUAGAAAUGUAUGAAAAAUAUUCUAUUUCACAUUAAAGUAUUUUUUAAAUGUU